Sebastes umbrosus (honeycomb rockfish) is the source of this 2017-nucleotide messenger RNA. RefSeq names its product 3-hydroxyacyl-CoA dehydratase 1 (gene hacd1). The coding region runs from base 39 to 767 and encodes 242 amino acids. Gene Ontology annotation, cellular component: endoplasmic reticulum membrane. Gene Ontology annotation, molecular function: 3-hydroxyacyl-CoA dehydratase activity. Lineage: Eukaryota; Metazoa; Chordata; Actinopteri; Perciformes; Sebastidae. The record is from RefSeq and is a predicted model, not a curated record. Gene Ontology annotation, biological process: fatty acid elongation; sphingolipid biosynthetic process; very long-chain fatty acid biosynthetic process. The transcript is spliced from 7 exons.
CCCUUCCUUCCUGACUUGCCCAGCCUGCCCCCGGUACCAUGGCGUCCAGCGAGGAGGACGGCUCGGUGGAGGAGAAGGAAAACAACAACAAGAGAAGAACCAAAAGCGCCCUCGCCACCGCAUGGCUCACCUUCUACAACAUCGCUAUGACCGCCGGGUGGCUGGUUUUGGCGAUGGCGAUGAUGCGCUUCUACAUCCAGAAAGGCACACGCAAGGGUCUGUACAGAAGUAUAGCAAGGACGCUCAAGUUUUUCCAGACCUUUGCAUUAGUUGAGGUGGGACAUUGUGCCAUCGGGAUUGUGAGGACUUCUGUGAUUGUAACCGGGGUGCAAGUGUCUUCACGGAUUUUCAUAGUUUGGUUCAUCACCAACAGCAUCAGACAGAUCCAGAAUGAAGAAAGCGUAAUCCUAUUCCUGGUCGUGUGGACGAUGACAGAGAUUACCAGAUAUUCCUACUACACAUUCAACCUGCUCCACCACCUGCCGUACUUCAUCAAAUGGGCCAGAUACAACCUCUUCAUCGUCUUGUACCCCCUGGGAGUUUUCGGAGAACUGCUGACCAUUUACGCCGGUCUGCCAUUCGUACGCAGAUCUGGAAUGUACUCAAUGAGGCUCCCCAACAAGUAUAACGUGUCGUUCGACUACUACUACUGCCUCAUCAUCUUCAUGUUGUCCUACAUCCCACUGUUUCCUCAGCUCUACUUCCACAUGCUGCGGCAGAGGAGAAGGGUGCUUCACGGGGAGGUCAUAGUGGAGAAGGACGACUAGACGAGCCACCACCUCAUGCCUUCGUUUGAGCCAGCCCGCUUCCACCAUCACCCUCACCCUCACCUCCCCCUCUUCAUCGCCACCUCAUCUUUAGCACCAUCGACCGUUACAUUCUUCAUCGCACGGGACCGGAAGAGACAACCUGUCUGACGAGAGCGAUAACAGGAAGAAAGGAGUUCACCAGUACUGAGCAAUAAUAACUGAUCCUAAGUCUUCACAGGAUUAAUUCCUAUCUGAAUGGUAAUAUUGGAAACAUGUUUACAAUCCCAGUGUUGCUGGAGCUCGAGACAGAAGCCUGACGUUGUGUCUCAGCAUCCUUUAUUCGCCUUACUGCACCUUGUUGCACAUGAGCCACAGCAGCCACAACACCUGUCUGAAGGAGAAAAAGGUAAAUGAGAGGCUUCCAGGGAAAUGUGAAAUGAAACAUGGGAGGAAGAUUGUAAGUAGCGUCUCCUGAGUUCAUCCCCAAAGCGACCCAAAUUGGCAGAUUUUUUAAGUGUAUUCCACCAGUGAUUUUAUACAGAAGUAGCGUGGCUGUACAAACUAAAAGAGAAAAUAUUCAUAGCUCUAUCAUACCUCAACAAUAAAUCCACAUUUAGACAAUAUGCUGCUUCUUUUGUGUACGUUUGUAAAUGAUGCAAUGUGAAAUGAGCGGUUGAUAGUAAGCAUAUUUCUUAAAGAUAAUGUAUUCACAUACUGUUAUCACUUAGAGCAAGCACAGCUCAAACUUAACAUUUUGUCCGCUUGGCUCCUGCAUUCUUCUACGUUGCUUUGAUGUUUACUUUGUCAAAUUAAUUUACAAGAGUGCAUCUUAAAAAUUUGAGUCUUCAAAGAGUAGCAGCUUUUUCUACAGGCCGCCGUAGGUGAGACUACAAUUCAGAUUAUUUGUGAGCACUCGCAGUCUUCAGUCGCUGUUGUGUUUUAUAACAUAAAGAAUCCCGUGUUGAUAGAAAGGUAGUUGUAUUCCCUCCUACUAAAAGGUGCUAUUGUAAGAUCAUUUCAAUCUUCUGUGCAGCUGAAGGAGUGACUGUGUCUGGAGUUGACCUGAAGUAGGAAAACAGGAUGUGAAAUGAUUGAGAGGAAAUGUUGCAUAGAAGAAAAUCAACAUUUUUGUUGAUUAUAAUCUGGGUUAGAGAGGAGAGAAACAAUAAAAGUCACAAAAUUCACUGGAAAAAGUUAUUUUUCAAGAGCAAAACAAUAGAAAUGUGAAAAUACCUUUUUGUGCAAAAUCAAUAAACUAAAUUCUACAA